Molecule: messenger RNA, 1908 nt
Organism: Auanema sp. JU1783
Lineage: Eukaryota; Metazoa; Nematoda; Chromadorea; Rhabditida; Rhabditidae
Source: the annotation of a GenBank genome assembly
AUGAACCACGUUGUUUCUCAAGAUGGAAUCAAAUCUGAAAACGAGGAAGACGAAGACUACGAAGAUGUGGGAGAAACGGAACUAGGCUUAGAUGAUCGAAUUUAUUUACAAAUUUAUGAUUAUGAGACUAAGGAAUUCUCAGGUCUGACCACUUACCACGGUCUUGUUCGAAUCUACAACUCCAAUACAUGGCCGUCAAGAAUAUUCUGGUGCGUUGUUGUUCUCUGUUGUUUAUCCUUGUUUAUGAUACAUUGUGGAUAUCUAUUACUCGGAUAUCAUUCCAAGCCUACAUUGUUUCAAAUCAAUACUGUUGCUCCAAGAGAGGGAAUGGAAUUCCCAGAUCUUACCAUUUGCACCUACAAUCCUAUUGUUUCAUCCAAGUUGACAAAAUGGAAUAUCAGUCAUGAGUUAGCUGGGUACUUGCUCCAUUCAUAUUCCUCCUACAGUACUUUGCACGAAACUGAAUCUCUUCAAUACGAAAAUGAUCUCAAUGACUAUUUAUUAAACUUUUCACACAAUAAUUCACAACAAUUCAGCUUACAAGACUUCUUACAAGAUGUUGGACCUACUUGCCAGGAUAUGGUUGUAUCAUGCUCUUUCAAUGGUUUCCCAAUUGCCAAUUGCUGCAACGAUGCUGUCCGUGUCCAUACUGAUCUGGGCUAUUGCAUAAGGUUUCAAGGAUCCAAACUUAAGAGGAGGCAAUACCUGAUUGGAAAAGAACAUGGUUAUCAUUUCAUCAUUGACGCCAACAGUCAUUGGAAGCCAGACUCGUACCCUGCAUCAUUUGCUGACAAUGGUGCACAUGUUCUUAUUUAUGAAAACAAAAAAGAGACAUUCCUACGCUCUCAAGGCUUUGAUGUUCGUUCUGGUUCAUCAGUAUAUGCUGCCAUCGAAACAAUCAAUAAAACCUCUUUGGAGAAAAAGAAUUGGGGAAUUUGCCAGCCAGAUUGGGAUCCCGCAUUGCAUGGAGAAAUUCUCUUGGCUCAAAAUUAUACUGCUAGUCAUUGCGAGUGGAAUUGUCAAGCUCAGAUUUAUCUGAAGCUAUGUAAUUGUCUCCCGAUGAGUUUAUAUAUCAACUCAUCUUAUGAAGUUUGUUCUCCGUUACAGUUAUUGGAAUGUGGAAAGUUAAUAAGAAAUAUAGAUAGAGCCUGUACAUGUGAUAAAGAAUGCGAAGUGAUGGAAUAUAACGUUAAGUAUAGUUACUCGAAACUUUCAAAACGAUCCAUCAGGAAAUACAUUCAUCGAUCGGAUGACUAUGUAGAAAACUCAAUAUUAUCGCUCUGGAUUUUCUUCCGUACUAUCUCAUAUGAUCAUUAUGAACAGCAGAAGCAAUUACAAACUGCUGAUUUAUUGUCAAACAUUGCCGGCAGCAUGGGCUUGUUUCUCGGUAUGAGUACGGUUACGUUGUUGGAGAUUUUUAUUUAUCUGUUCAAAUCCGUUUGGGGAACCGUGAACACAGAGAGACAACAACAAUUCGUGAAUGCCAUAAUGGAAGAGGAAGAGGAGAGGCGGCAAAGUUUAGUGAUUAUUGAUGAACCGAUGGAAGAUCAGAGCAUGUUGGGAGAACCAAUACCGUCUGGUCCACGUCUAUCUAAACGUAUUUCGGUUAUUCCGGGACGACGAGAAAGCCGAAUAAUAAUAAGAAGAGAUUCAACUAUUGUUCCUCCGUCAGCUAUAACUCACAGACGGUCGAUUGCUAUUGGCGCUCUACAACGAAAUGAUACAGAAGCUUCUGGAGAAAUUCUCGGAGGCUUAGGAAAUAGAAGAGCCAGUACAGUUCUUCCUUAUCGAAAUAGUCCAAUGACCCAUAGAUUGAGUGUCCAACAUAAUGAAGAAGGCUUACACUUAUCUGUUAUAAAUCCAACGCGUAGGAGAUCAUCCAUUAAUCCCAAACAUUUCCUUGUUUGA